UCAUUCUGCCAUCUGUUACUUCGUUUUUACCCUACUUGUAUUCUUACAACCAACUCCAUUAUAUCGUCCAUAUCAUCUUUGUGCUUGAAGCCACCAUGAGCUGCCUUACGGGAUGUGGGAGCUACAAGCAUGCAAAAAUGCCCGAGGCCGACGAGAAGGGCACGGUGGGAUGCAUCCUCUUUCUCCGGUUCUGCGAGGUCAUCGUUGUUGGGAUACUAGCAUUCGCUGCCAAGGAUAACUACCAGCUGGUAAAGGACCAUGAUCAACUUUCAAGGCCUCCAUACAAUAAGAACGUCAUACUGUCGCAAGAGCUGCUGUAUGCGGGGAGUAUGGCAGCUUUUGGGUGGACCUUUGUUGGUUUCGGCCUCAUACUCACAUGGAAAGGCUGGGCAAUCUUCUGGUAUGGGCUUGUCGACCUUACGCUUUCCCUGGUUAUGGCCGUCGGCGCUGCCAUGCAAGCGAGUUACCUCCCGGCUACCCUGACUACAUGCAAAAAGGCGGACACUUGGCAGGUUCACGGUGACUAUCCCAGCUUUUUCGCCCUGGCCGCAAGCUAUAGGUCUCGGGAAGACGCCAAUGAUAGGUGCCACUCCUUCGUAUUAGUUUGGAUCUUAGGAGUAGUAGUGAUCGUCUUCCAAAUGCUCAUCGCCUACAUCGGCAUCUUUAGCGAUAUCCGCGAAUACAGUAUCCUCAACCCCUAUCGGCCCUUCGCGUGGUUCGUGGUUAUUGUCUUUGGAGGGCCAUACUGGCUUGCCUGCGCUACCGUUCGUCGAUCUCGAUUUCUAUACAGACUUCUGAAAAAGGUGGCACGUCAGCUUCGCGGGUGUAAGCCAAUCGAAUUUGAGAAGCCGCCGAAAUACGUUCCGAAUUACAGUGGCAUCAAAAUAUCAAACCCUAAGCUUGAGAACAUUUUCAACAUCGAGCAUCUGCUCCUGCCAAUCGCCAGUAACCUCCACUACGACGACCUAAUCAAUCUAAGUCUCACUUCAAAGAGCGUCCGGGAAGCAGUCUUCCCAGCCGGCGACUAUGAGCAUCGAGUUCGGAAGCUCAAGGCGUACUCCUGUAACAAUAACACGAAGAGUCGUUGCGAAUACUGCAAUAAGCAAGUUUGCGCCGAAUGCACCCAAUGCGCAAGAAUGCCCGGCCUUGCCGGCCUUCGCCAUCUCCAGCUCUGUAGACCCUCUUGCACAAAAUGCUACUUCAAAUCAAUCCGUCCUGGGCUACGACGCACUGCCAUAGACAAACGCCAAUGCCGAUGUUGGGUCUCUGACGCGUCGAUGCAAGACCACUGGAUCUGCGCCGAAUGCUAUGCCAAAUCCAAGUUUGGUUUUGAGCUGCAAGCAGCGAGGGAAAGGCGCUACAAAAAGCAACUGAGAGAAUAUGCGCAAGGGAUCGGACUACCAGACGGACAGAAGCUGGAGUGCCGCACAUGUAAGACUGAGAUGCAAGGCGGAUCUGUGAGAUGGUGGGUAUGCAGCAGGUGCUUUGGUGAAUGCACAAGUCACAUGCAUCCGGCGCAUGCACGAGUGAUGGCGCCAGGGGAUCUUGAGAAGGGGGAAGAAGGAGAUGCGGAGGCCCCGAAGACCUCAUGGUUGAAGUUCUUCCAGUGGAACUGAAGCAAUUGAUGAUCUCCGGAAGGUCACUUCAGUCCGUCUCCUUUCGAUUGGUGUAUUGGAUCUUCCCCCAUGUGACGUGGAAUACUCGCCCACUAGGGCGGCUUCAACCCGCCGAUACUCGACCUUCAACCAAUGACCAUGGCAACAUGACACACACCAGCCGCUCGAAUAUCACUCGGGAUCCCGCUUCCUGAUCUUGAAA
Messenger RNA from Mytilinidion resinicola, 1818 nucleotides. RefSeq lists its product as uncharacterized. Lineage: Eukaryota; Fungi; Ascomycota; Dothideomycetes; Mytilinidiales; Mytilinidiaceae. The transcript has 5 exons. Bases 96 to 1616 code for a protein of 506 amino acids. The record is from RefSeq and is a predicted model, not a curated record.